This is a messenger RNA of Pestalotiopsis fici W106-1, 621 nucleotides long. RefSeq lists its product as uncharacterized. Lineage: Eukaryota; Fungi; Ascomycota; Sordariomycetes; Amphisphaeriales; Sporocadaceae. The record is from RefSeq and is a predicted model, not a curated record. The coding region runs from base 1 to 621 and encodes 206 amino acids. The transcript is spliced from 2 exons.
AUGUUGUUCGCCGUCUUUUUCGCCUUUUGGCGCUUCAUGCAAAUCCUCACCCUGAUUCCUACCAUGGGCAUGCUCGCCUGGUUCGUCCACGGCUAUGUCGAGAACAACGCAUUGACGCCCAACUACAUACUCGUCCUGUUCAUCGUCUCGGUGCUCGCGCUUGCCUGGGCCAUCUUCACCCUCUUCAGCUACCACCGCUCGUCUACCAAUGCCCUGUUUGUCUCCAUUAUCGAUCUUGGCUUUGUGGGCGCCUUCAUUGCCGCCGUCUGGUAUCUGCGCGACAUUGCCCACGCCGAUUGCGUGCGCGUCACCAAUAACAGCGGCUUUGACCUCUACUUUGGGCCCUUUGGCUCGGCCCACUCCAACUACGGCAUCGACACCACGGUCAACAAGACGUGCGCCAUGCUCAAGGCCUGCUUCGCCUUUGGCAUCAUGAACUGCGUCUUUUUCUUCUUCACUGCCAUCCUGGCCUGGUUCCACGGCGACCGCACCAGCAGCGCCGACCGCAAGACCUACUACCGCGAGACUCACUACCACCGACACGGCCACCGACACAGCCGCAGCCCUCACAGCCGCCGGAGCAGAAGCUCGCACCACUCCCACCGCCGCGUCUAUGUCUAG